AUGGCGGCGGUGGUGCUCGGGAUCGCGACAUCAGCGCUGGAACACGACCAAUUGAUUGGGAUAAAACGGGUGGCUGACUCCCGGUUCACGAGGGUCACAGGGGACAAUGUUCGUUUCGGCCUAAACAAAGACCUCGGUUUUUCCGAGAAGGACCGCAACGAGAAUAUUCGCCGCAUAGCUGAAGUAUCCAAGCUGUUCGCGGACGCUUCUACAGUCGCAAUCACCUCUUUUAUCUCCCCAUACGUUGCGGACCGUGCCGCAGCCCGGAAGGUCCACGAAUCAAUCCCCUUCAUCGAGAUUCACAUCGAUAUCCCCAUUGCGGUAGCUGAAGCUCGCGAUCCCAAGGGACUCUAUAAGAAGGCUCGUGCGGGUGAAAUCAAAGAUUUCACUGGGAUUUCUGCGCCAUAUGAAGCGCCAGAGAAGCCGGAACUUAGGAUCGAGACAGACAAAGUGAGCGUUGAGGAAGCGGUCAAGAUCAUCGUGGAUUACCUAGAGGAGAAGGGUCUAUUGAAAUUGGAAAAGAGGACGGUUGUUUGA
Molecule: messenger RNA, 537 nt
Organism: Morchella sextelata
Lineage: Eukaryota; Fungi; Ascomycota; Pezizomycetes; Pezizales; Morchellaceae
Exons: 2
Coding region: 1-537 (178 amino acids)
Biological process (GO): sulfate assimilation
Molecular function (GO): adenylylsulfate kinase activity; ATP binding
Source: RefSeq, a predicted model, not a curated record